Hyalella azteca is the source of this 2483-nucleotide messenger RNA. RefSeq names its product cytochrome P450 2L1. Lineage: Eukaryota; Metazoa; Arthropoda; Malacostraca; Amphipoda; Hyalellidae. The coding region runs from base 108 to 1604 and encodes 498 amino acids. The transcript is spliced from 11 exons. The record is from RefSeq and is a predicted model, not a curated record. Gene Ontology annotation, molecular function: heme binding; iron ion binding; monooxygenase activity.
UUUCUAUGCUUCGUCACCGCAGAGAAGUCAGUUAGUUAACGUCAUCAUUAAAACAGACUUCAGAAAUCACAACACCAAUAGUCGCCACGUGUAUCCUAAUCGACGCGAUGGUUUCCGAAUGGUUGCUGUUCGUCCUCGCAGCGUUUUUCGUUUACUGGCUCUGGAGCGGCAGCAAGCCGCGCUACCACAACCUGCCACCCGGUCCCAAGGGCUGGCCGCUCAUUGGAACGCUUCCCAAGUCCGGCCAGUCUUUUGAUGAAUUCUUCUCGGAGCUCCAACGUCAAUAUGGUGACAUUUUUAUGUUGCGCGCGGGUUCCGUCGAGAUGUUGGGGCUCACGUCCUACGCCCUCAUGAAGGAGGCGUACGCCCUCCCGACACUGCAGGGGAGAAGCCAAUCCUACACCACACAAAUGUUCACUAUGUUCACCAACGCGGGGCUUGUGUUCUCUACGGGCAAGACGUGGGUGAACGGCCGCCGCUUCGCCCUGAAGCACCUCAAGGACCUCGGCAUGGGCAGGUCCUCCAUGCAGACGAUCAUCCAAGAGGAGGCCGAGGUGCUCAUCCAAGACUUCGCUAAGAGCUUGGGCAAGCCAAUGCAAGUCGCUUACAACGUUAAUGUCGCCAUCCUCAACGUCAUCUGGCGACUAGUGGCGGACGAAAGGUUCGAUGUCACCAACGAGGAGAUGCAAGCGCUGACCCGCAGAAUAGAAGACAACCUCACGCUAAUCUUGGGCCCGAUGUCGUUGCUGGACUGGUUUCCGUGGCUGAAUUAUCUGCCUGGAUUUGUGAAGGAUACAUUUUUCGAGACAAAACUCGGUAGAGAAAACAUGGAGGCUCUGACAACCUAUCUUAAGAAAGUGAUUGCCAAGCACCAAGCGACGUUAGACAAAGAUAACAUCAGAGAUUACAUCGACCGCUAUCUCGUCGAGAUGGAAAACCAGAAGAAUGAUCCCGACUCAACCUUCAGAGCGGACUUGAUAGAUCUGACUAUUUCAAUUCUGGACUUGUUCGCUGCGGGAUCCGAGACAACUUCCUCUACCAUCCGCUGGUUUAUCCUCUACAUGGCGGUAUAUCCUGAAGUGCAGCGCAAGGUGCAGGAGCACAUUGACCAAGUCGUUCCCGAAGAUCGACUCCCAACCCUGCAAGACGAACUGCCGUACCUUGAAGCAGUCAUUGCGGAAGUGAACCGCUGCAUUUCGUUGGCUCCCAUCAUAGUGCCUCACGUUGCUACUGAGACCACCCAGCUGGCCGGCUAUACUAUACCUAAGGGCACGAUGAUCAUGGGCAGCAUCAAAGCUUCGCACAUGGACCCUAAUCUCUUCGAGGAACCUGAGGUCUUCCGCCCUGAACGCUUCUUGGACAGCGAAGGCAAAUUCUUCUCCCGUGAAGGAUACAUGCCGUUUGGAAUAGGGCGUCGGCAGUGCCUCGGAGAAUCUCUAGCUCGCAUGGAGCUCUUCGUAGUCGCUUCUUCUGUACUGAAGACCUUCACGAUCUCGGCCCCUGAAGGAGUUACCCUCAACACUAAACACGAAGAACCUAACCGCAAACUGGCGGUGCUCAACUUCGCCAAGCCCUACGAGGUUGUUAUGAACAAACGCGUUUGAAUUCAUGAUCACUCAAAAGACAUCGUUUAUGUUUGAAAAAUUCAGCCAAAAUCAUAGAAAUACAUGACUCAUAAUACAUAAUUUCUUUAAAGAUUGAUAGACUUUCAACUUUAUUCUCUCUCUCUCUCUCUAUGAGUGGAGUUUGGAAAAAUAAUAGUCUUCAAAUAGACUCGGCUCUACCACACCCUGAUGACAGGAUGGUAGAGGUUCAGGUUCCCCUCAGGAGAUCCAAGUUUACUGCUCGAAAAGUACAUUCCACUAUAAGAACUUUCUGAAUAAUUACAUUGGAAUUUAUCCAAUUAUUUGGACCAUUAUUUUAAAUGUAGGAACCAAAUUAUAUAUGUUGUACGGCCUACUGUAUUAAAAAAUAUCAAUAUUUUUCUCGUUAUCCGAUAUAUGCAUUGUCUUAUUCAAGAUGCAUUAUAUAAAUAAAAUAUAAUCAAGAAUACUUUUCAUUUCGGGUCUUAUAAUCGUUAGCGUUACAUCCAACGCUAACAGACCAUGUCUAUAAGGCACCUCAUGACACAGAUUUAUAAACCAUUAAUUUAGACCAUUUUAGCCCAGGUCAUUGCUUUUGUGCACUCACGCAAUACAGAAAACAAGAUAAGGAGCAUUCACGAAGAGUACUGACGAUUCUUCUGAUUACUAAAAAAGCGAUUCCAGGUAAAAAAAACUGGCCCGUACGACAAUCAAGUUCGAAUAUGCAGUUAAUCAGCGUUAGUUCAGACUCCUGCGCAUUAUUGUCUUUGCUCAGCCAUAUUAAGACAUAACUUAGGUUCAUCAAGUAACUUCCGGAAAAAACAUUCUGUACUUGAUAAUUUUUCUUUACAUAACUAUCCGCAAAUGCAACACUGAUGUAAUAAAAAUUCCCCAAUUUGU